AUGCUUGGAGGUAGAGCGGAGAAGAACAAAGAGAACAAUGCCUUACGUGGAAAAUGGACAGCAUUCAAGGUUCCUCAGAAACCCAUUGUGAGAACAGCUGCCGCCUCUGCUCCCUCCUUUGAGGUUUUUCUCGAUGUAGAAGAAGAAUGUACAUAUGACGGAGUAGAGAAAAGAAGAAUGAAACCAUCUCAUCAUCAUCAAACGUUUUACCCCUUAACGAUGGCCGUGAGAUAA
Messenger RNA from Eruca vesicaria subsp. sativa (arugula), 234 nucleotides. The record is from the annotation of a GenBank genome assembly. NCBI's taxonomy places the organism in Eukaryota, Viridiplantae, Streptophyta, Magnoliopsida, Brassicales, Brassicaceae.